Molecule: messenger RNA, 9340 nt
Organism: Epinephelus moara (kelp grouper)
Lineage: Eukaryota; Metazoa; Chordata; Actinopteri; Perciformes; Serranidae
Product: neuropilin-2-like
Exons: 17
Coding region: 942-3749 (935 amino acids)
Biological process (GO): angiogenesis; axon guidance; vascular endothelial growth factor signaling pathway
Cellular component (GO): membrane
Molecular function (GO): vascular endothelial growth factor receptor activity; semaphorin receptor activity
Source: RefSeq, a predicted model, not a curated record
GAUCGGAGGGGAAGGAGCGCACUGCCGGAGAGACAGAGACAUACACUGAGCGUGGAGGAAAGAGAGAGAGAGAGAGGGAGAGAGAGAGGGGAGCGGACAUAGAAGAGCGUGUUCCAGCGAGGAGACGCACAGUUUGCAAGAGGAGAGCGCAGAGGCUGCACGUUUAUUUUUUCCCGAUCAGUUUUACGCACGCACGCCGGAGCUGCCUCUUCCAGGAGAUCUUGUGUUAUCUUUUGCGCAAGAACGCACUGAUAUAUGGACAGUAAAUUAAGAGGAUACUCGAUAGGAACAUGUUUUUGCUUUCUUAAUCACAUGUGCUUUCACCAAGUAAAUGCGCAACUGGGAAAAAGAACCAGAGCAAAAGAUUUGGGGAUAUUUUAUCGUGACGAAGGGGGAAACACUCAUGUUACUUUAUUUCAGGUUUUAACAGUGGUUUGCUUGUGUUUCUGUUGGUUCCUGGUGGUUUCAACCAGUGAUUUCUACUUUCUUUGAAUUUUAUAAUUUGUCUAUCCAAGAGUGUGUCGACGAGGUUCAUAUUCCCACGCGCCUAGAGACUGACAGGGGGACACAGUGCUGCCGACUGUGCGCACCGCAAUGGAUUUUGAGGCUUUAAAGAUGUGUUUAGGGUAGAUAUCGCGCUGAUUUUGGAUCACUUUGCUCAGAUUAGUUUGUCUUUAAAAGCACACGUGGACAGAGCUCGUUCAAAUCGUGUACAAACAGUGUUUUACCAGCGCGAUAUUCUUGGAGAGCCCGGUGAACACAACCCGGCAUUUGUGGUGGAUUUUGGUCACUACUUGUGUUGCGCUUCAAAGAAACUGAGAACUGUGGAAAAGGAGAAGGAAAGGGGGACUUUGGACUGCAGCUGUGUCUCAGAUAUACAGAAUAAAACCACAAAGGAGGAGAGAAGAGGUGUUUUUUUUCUUCACAUCCGAGGAGAAAAGAUGGAUUUAUUCCUAUGGCUCUGUGGAUGUUUACUGGCUUUUCUCUUGCCUUCAGCAGUCAAAGCAGAGGAAGGAGCAUCUGAGCCAUGCGGUGGCUAUUUAGAUGCCAGCGAUGCCGGCUACAUCACCACCCCCGGCUACCCACUGGAGUACCCGCCUCACCAGAACUGCCGCUGGGUCAUCACAGCACCCGAGCCUUCACAACGCAUCGUCCUAAACUUCAACCCACACUUUGAGAUAGAGAAACUGGACUGCAGGUAUGACUAUGUAGAGAUCCAUGAUGGAAACUCAGAGUCAGCUGACCUCCUGGGGAAGCACUGCAGCAACAUCGCCCCUGCACCAAUCAUAUCGUCAGGGCCCUCACUCCACAUCAAGUUCGUAUCGGACUACGCCCACCAGGGGGCGGGCUUCUCACUGCGCUAUGAAAUUUUCAAAACGGGUUCAGACUGUUCUCGUAACUUCACCAGUCCCUCGGGUCUCAUUGAGUCCCCAGGCUUCCCUGACAAAUACCCCCACAACCUGGAGUGCUCCUUCAUCAUCAUUGUCCCACCCAGCAUGGACGUGACCCUCACCUUCCUCACCUUUGACUUGGAGAACGACCCCCUGCCAGGUGGAGAUGGAGACUGCAAGUACGACUGGCUGGAAGUGUGGGACGGGCUCCCAGGAGUGGGCCCUCUGAUUGGUCGAUACUGUGGGACCAGGGUGCCUCCUGAGAUCCAGUCCUCUACUGGGAUUCUCUCUCUGUCCUUCCACACUGACAUGGCUGUGGCUAAAGAUGGCUUCUCCGCUCGAUACAACAUGACGCACAAGGAAGUCAUUGAGACUUUCCACUGCAGUAAUGCAUUUGGUAUGGAGUCAGGAAAGAUCACAGACGACCAGAUCUCAGCCUCGUCGAGCUUUUAUGAUGACCACUGGCUGCCACGACAGGCCCGACUCAAUUACCAUCACAACGGAUGGACGCCCAACGAAGACAGCAACAGGGAGUACAUACAGGUGGACCUCCACACUUUGAAGGUGCUCACAGGCAUCGCCACCCAGGGCGCCAUUUCAAAGGAAACUCAAAAAACUUACCAUGUCACCACCUUCAAGCUGGAGGUCAGCACCAAUGGAGAGGACUGGAUGGUCUACAGGCAUGGCAAGAACCAUAAGGUUUUCCAUGCCAACACUGACGCCACCGAGGUGGUUCUCAAUCGGAUCCCACAGCCGGUCCUGGCUCGUUUCGUACGAAUCCGACCUCAGACAUGGAAGAACGGCAUCGCCCUACGGUUCGAGCUCUACGGCUGUCAGAUCACGGAUGCACCCUGCUCAGAGCUGCAAGGCAUGUUGUCUGGGCUGCUACCCGACUCCCAGAUCUCUGCGUCAUCCAUGAGAGACAUCCACGGCUCCAUGGGGGCAGCCAGGCUGGUGGCCAGUCGCUCGGGCUGGUUUCCCAACCCAACGCAGCCCAUAGCUGGAGAAGAGUGGCUACAGGCGGACCUCGGCAUGCCCAAGAUGGUGCGUGGCAUUAUCACCCAGGGUGCAAGAGGGCUGGAGGGCAGCACCAGUGCUGAGAACAGAGCAUUCGUCAGGAAGUACAAACUGGCUCACAGCUUGACUGGCAAAGACUGGACUUACAUCACCGACAGCAAGACUGGGUUUGCGAAGAUCUUCGAGGGAAACAGCCAUUAUGAUACUCCAGAGGUCCGGAGGUUCGAGGAGAUAGUGGCCCAGUACAUCAGGGUCUUUCCAGAGAGGUGGUCGCCUGCUGGGAUCGGCAUGAGGAUGGAGGUUCUCGGCUGCGACCUGCCAGAAACCACCACUGUACCUGACACCGCGACCCCCACCGUGCCCAGAGUGGAACAGACCACUGCUGCGAUGAGACCCGCCACCACUCCAUCGCUGUCGGCUGUAUGCGACUUCGAGCAGAGCUUGUGCGGCUGGUCGGCUGAUCCCCAGUCAGGUGUUAGCUGGUCCCUGCACACAGCCAGCAGCAGUUCAACUGGACACGGCACACAUGGAACGAGGCAGGACUUGGCGCUGGGAUCAGACAAUUUCUCAGGGAACUACCUCCACCUGGAUGCAGGCGCCCACACCCAGCGAAAGCGAGCCCGGCUGCUGAGCCCUGAGGUGGGGCCGGAGCGAGGCCCGCUCUGCCUCCUCUUUUACUACCAGCUCCAGGGGGAGGCACAGGGGAGUCUGAGGGUCCUGCUGAGGGAUAGCGAUCAGGAGGAGACGCUGUUAUGGGCUCUAAAAGGAGACCAGGGGCCUCACUGGAGGGAGGGCCGUACCAUCCUGCCCCAAAGCCCCAAGGAGUAUCAGGUGGUGUUUGAGGGCUUCUUUGAUCACCCGACCAGAGGCCACAUCAGGAUAGAUAACAUCCACAUGAGCAACAGCAUCGAGCUGGAGCAGUGCACACAGCCUUUCCCUGCCUUAACUCCAGGCAUAACCAGAGAUGCCAUGUCUGGAAUGGAACCCACUGUAGACACAGUGGCGAUGAAGCCUGUCCCUGCCUACUGGUACUAUGUGUUGGCGGGAGGCGUUGCCCUCUUGCUGCUGGUCGCUGUAACCGUGGUGGUGACACUGUGCUGCCAUCGGUACCACUGGGCGCCCAAGAAGACCAGCAGCAGUCAUCAUCAUUCAGUGAUGUACCACAACAACCAGUAUCCAAUUCAGCAAGAUCACCAAAACUGCUACCAGAACCAAAACCUGAGCUAUAAUCUGAUCCAGAGCCCCAACCAAAACCACCUGUACCCAGGUACUGGGCUGAGUUCUGACCCCAUGCUCACUAUCAGACUGGAGAAAGAGGACAGCUGUGAUUCCCAGUGUUGAAAAGAAAACAACUGGACUACACAUGAAUGAUAUAAUAUUACUAGAAUGCUUUGUUAAAUUAAAGCAAUCAAAGGGUGUGAAAACUCCCUGAUAUGCAGCAUAAUCGCCACUCUUCACUGACGAGAAUCUACAUGGAAGAGACACUGCAGUUCCUGUUGCUGAUCACUGAUCUAAUUAACGGAUCAGCAUGCACCUUUGCUAAACUACCUUGUGGGCUGGCACUGGCAGAACCAACUCCUGACGUUAAACUUAACCAUCACUGGGGAGAGUAGUUGAAAGAACUUCAACUGUUCCAUCUGUCUGAUGGCUGAUGAGGGCCUGAGUGCCAUUUUUUUUGAUGUACCUAAGAGCAUACUGGCUUCUACAGCUGCACCCCAACCUGAAAAUAUAAUGGAUUGUGAUCAGAAUGACAAGAAAAUGACAGAGUGACAGACUGUUGACGAAACACAUGUACAUGCAGCGUACACUGUCAGUGUUGUAACAGCACAUUUUCCUCUUCUACAAAUGUCAGAGUAGGAUAUGUCUGUCUGCCUCGCUCUGAUCUGCAGCUUGGACACUGCCUGCCUCCAAAUAUCCUGUCGGACAGAGAGGGGAUUUACACACAGGUACAGGGAGAUUGAAGUCAGAAUGUGUGCUGUAUAAAGAAAGGAGGCUAUUUCUCUGGGUCUGAAUGAAGCUGCUGUUUAUUUGUCGACUAGCCUUUGAGAGACCGAGAGUGACAGAGACAGAUUAAGAACAGAGAAGGAAGAGGUAUGGGGAGAAUUAGUGCUGUCUGUCCAGCCGUGACAGAUAGACGGCUACACAUCCACCGUGGGUGGCUCCUUUGGUCUGUGAACGAGGAAUCAGUGUUGUGCUGUUCUCUGUCUGGUUUACACAGAGGGGGAGAGAUAGGAUGAGACAGCUUACACCGCAUCCUGCAGACCUAGAACGCUCUCUCAGCAUCAAAACACACAAAGGCUCAAAGGUCCCAAACACAUAUGCACGGACACUUCAAAAGUUUGCAGCGGCUGAUGAUUGAGUAUCGCGUGUUACCCUGAGUGCAUUUUUCAUUACAUCGUGAUAUGCCUUUCUUAAAAUGUGCUUUAAAACUAUUACCUCUUCACCUCCAGAACGAGGUAGUGCCUCAGUGUCAAAUCAGAGUAUGAAUGGACUGUAUACAGUUUUGCCUUGAUCUCAUAGAUAAUCCAAUGCCUGUGUCUGUUAAUGUUCAAAGUAAACAUGGUUGUAUGUCCUGCACACAUUAGACUGGGUGAAUGAAAUCCAAAAUCAUAUGUAUUGACUAUCUCAAGUUACUUUUCUUCGAAGUCUGUGCAAGUUGAACUCUUUACAUCCGUUUUAUUUGUGUGCCAUCCAAUAAGAAAAGAAAUGAAUAAUAUGAGGAAAUCAGAGUGUUUUGCUUAUUAGCCCAGUGAUCCACUUGGCAGUUUUGUUUCUAUUUAACAGGUGAGACCAAACAUAUGCUGUGAGAAAGAGCUUCUUACUUAUGAAGCCUUUUUAGAUAAACCACUGAUCCAGGAUCACUCCUCAGUUCCUUUGCUUAUUUCAUUUACCAUGAUCUGUCAAAUCAGAUUCCAGUGCUGCACUACUGUCACAGCCCACACACAGAUUUCUUGAUGUUUUCUUAAAAAUCCUGUCUGACUUUACGUGUGUUAGCAUUAUUUUUUUUCAUAUUUCCUUAUGUUGACACAGUUGAGUUUGCAUAAAAAUGUGUGCGCCACGAUGCAUUUUUAAAGUUGGGUUACACGUUACUUUUGCAAUGUUUAGCACUUUUCUGCUUUUUGGUCACGAUUUAUUGAAGACUUUGACGAUUUAUGACAAUGUAUGACAUUUACUGUGAAUCUUAAUAUAAAAAAAAUAAGUUGAGUAAUGUAUUGGUUGUGAAUUAAAUACAAUUUCUUCCUUUGUAAUCAUGUUUUAGUACGCCUACAUGUACUUCUGAUGUAUAAUAGUUGUACAAUGUUUAUUUUUUAUACUCACUGACUUGUUUUAUGUUGAUUGUAUUCACUGAGAUGAUCUUAACGACUUUUCUUGACUUUCAUUUGAUGUCAAAUCUUCAGGUUGAAGCCAUUUGGCAACACAAAUGUUUGUCCCUCAUUUGAGGCAUUUAGCUUCAAGUUGAAAUCAUAUAGGGACAUGAAACGAAAGCAUUCAGUAUGUUAUGUGAACAUUAUUCAGAUGAUCUUUAAAUAUGUAUUCAUUUGCUUGGUUUUGGUUUGAGAAGCCCAGUAUCAACUUCUAGUCAGAUCCACAUCUGUGAAAUUGGGCGCACCACUGUGGUACUUAUUUUCUGGAAUUCUCAGCAGCUCGCCAUCUUAUGUUGUGUGUGCCCCCCCCCCAUCAUUUUGUUCAUGCUCAAAUCCCCCAGUCUUUUUAUCAAAACCCGCUUGUUCCUAUUCUACUCCUUGCCUUCAUCGCAAAUCCUCCCAGUAAAAAACACAGGAGGGAAAAUGAGAGGCAGAAAUGGAGGAGAGCAAAAUCUCUCAGAGGAGAAGGGCCCAUUAAGCGAGCCCCCUUUCCCUCCAAAGAAUGCGCCCAGAGAUGGAGGAAGAUGAAAGAAGUAAAAAAAAAAAAAAAAAAAAAAAAAAACCUGCUCUCUCUAUACUUUCUAAAGAUAGAUUUUUCUUUUACUCCGAGAGGAAGGCUAACGGGGAGGCAGGUUGGGGUUUGGAUUGAAGGAGGGAGAGAAUUGAAGGAGGAGGGCAGGUUGUUUCAAACACAAAAGCAGAUGAAAGAAGUCUUUUGGCAGAAUAGACAGUGUGAUGGAGACGCACAUUAUGCUUGCUGUGCGCACGCCGCCGCACACAAUCGAACAAACACAAACCUGCGUUAGCAAAGAAUCCCAACAAAUACAGUCAUUUAAAUGCAUUGUUGCAUGCAUGUUCAGACAGCGUAUCCACUCUGCGGCUCUCCAUAUUGACUUAUUCCAUCAGAUUGUGUCUCAUAAAAUGUGGUUUUGUGCUUUAGUCAACAUGUAUUUCCCUUAUUUUAUGCUUGCAUAUCCAUCCCCUCUGCCUUCCAUUUCAAUCGACUUGUGUAUGAUUUACACAUUAUAUGACUCACUCUAGCAGCCCUGUGCUGUAACCCAAUCAAUGUGGGUCCGAAAUUCAAACAGAGGAAUGAUAUAUGACUGUAUUUAUGUUGUGCUACCCGUGCACUUUUCGCCUCCAUUCUCCCUCUCUCUGUCAAACUUUUUGCAAGAUUUGGAAAAUGUGCUGGCGUCUUUUCAUGUGGCGCUUUUAAAUCAACGUUCCCUCACUCCCCUCUCCCUUCUCCAUCACAGACUACUUUGAAGCCCUUUAAUAUUUCUAAUUAGUUAAUGGAGCUGAUUGCAUUCAUAAAACCCUGCGGUAAGCAUUUCUAGCCCUCAGGCCAUUUCUUUUUUUUUUUCCUUUCUGCCUCCUCCUCCUCCUCCUCCUCUGUUUCCUGGAGAAAUAUUACGAGUGAAAGCACUCUAACAGGUCCGCAGGCCCCCACUGGAACAGUGUAUAGUGCCAAAGAGCCAUCCAUGUCUUUUCCUAAGUUAAAAAAAAGGCCCCCUUUUUUUUAUUCUUCUCUUUGCUAAUUGGAGAGUGGAGAUAAAAUGGGGCUACAGGGAGUUUUAAUCUCCUUUCAGAUCCGUGUGAUGAUUCUUCUCAGGAUCCUAGCCUGAGGGCUUUAAGCCAGGAUCAUUAGAAAGUGUUCAACAGUCGUCCAAAGAGUGUCCAAGCAUCCCUCUCUGUUUUUUUAAUCUUGCUUCUUUUGCUAUCUCUGCGUAAGUGAUUUAAUGUUUUUAUUCCUGUGGUGAUUUCAGUUGACUGUGAGAAAGGAGAGACUGUACAUUUACACUAUCAGAAGACAAGAGAGAAGACUGAUCGAAUGCUUUUAUGUGCAUGUACUAAGAAUAGUCUUACAUGGAGAGUACAUUUCAGUGAGACCUCCAGAACAUUAUAAUUUACAGCUUGUCUCCUGGGAUCAGCCAUAUUUAGCUUAGCAGGUAUCCAUAGUUUCAGGGCUAACUGCCUACUCUGCAUAGUAACUGCAUUUCUUUAUCCAUUGAAUACCAUGACAGUAUUAUUUUAUUUAAUAAGAUGGUUCUGCCAACAUUACUUAAAGUCAUGUUUUUAAUCUGCAGACCACUCUGGAGUUUUCUGAGCUUGCAUGCUUUGAGAUGUCUGUCUGGUUGGUCAGAUAUUUUUUCGCUCACUCACUUUUCAACCUCAAUUUCAGUGAUAUGACAUCAUAUUUUGGGAGGUAAAGUGAAACCACAUGUUGAGUUUUUGGAAAAUCCACCUUGAUGAUGUCAUUUUUAUCAAAUGAAUUAACAGCGUUGUGAUUAUUCUUUCAAUUCUUGAUCUGUAAUUGAGUUGGUUUUUUUUAUUCUUGUUGAUCAGAAAGACUUUUCUUGAUGUUAACUUGUUGGAAGCAGCAAAGACUGAUCAUUUUUGAACUAGUUUUAACUCAAACUAUGACUAGUUUAGACUCAAGCUGAAUAAAAUCAGCCUUGACUUGAUAAACUGCUUCAUCCCUGGCUGCAGCCACAUCACUGUUAUAUUUACUCCUGUGCACUGUCUCAGCCUCUGUGAAGAAGAGACCUCAACUUUAUGAUUGUCUUGUUUGACUUGUGCUGGAUUUCACUGUCUUGCACUUCAAGCAAAUUAAAUAUUGAACUACAGAGAAACAUACGAAGCCAAAAGGCACACACAUACAGGCAAUCAAAUAAUUAAAUAAUUAAAUUCCCAACAACCAAAUAUCGGAGAAUGAACACACUCCAUUUAGCAUAGGAUUUCUUGGUUGCUGUAAUAUUUGAAUUGAAAUUAAAUUGAGUCAGUUUCUUUUGUUUAUUCUCUAAAUGGGUUUGGAAGUCAAUUUUGGGUCAAUUUUAAACAAUUAAAGAUGUGAUUGAGUUGCAUCUUUAAUUUCAAGGAAAUUACCUCAUAUUUAAUACAUGAGCAAAUAUCUUCAUUUCACAGAUAGCAAGUCUCAUUUAAAAUCAUUCAUCUCUUACUAUUAUUUACAGACUGAAGUGUAUUAGAAGUUGGUAAAGGCUGUUUAUAGAAGGUAUAGUCUGGAUGCCACGUUAAAAUUGUCUCACAGGAAAAAAUGACCUUAUCUAACUGAGGAAAUGAGGCCCCAUAUCUUUUUUUCAUAUCUACUAAAUUAGUUUUUCACCUCUUGUCUUUUGAAUAUCUAUUACAGGUUUCACUUCAUAAUAAGUUUUUGGUUCCUCUGCCCCAGCAAUAAAUGAUUAUCAGCUGCCCAGAUAUUGCUCCACUUUUUCUUCCUGGGGAUUGUAAUAUCAAUUUCCUUGAAUAAAACUGAAUUGAAGCAGAAUUGAGCUUCCAAACCCUUCAAAGCCUUGCACUUCGGCCUGCCUCAGAAAUAUAAUGUGGUAUUUUAGCUUGUUGAAUUUCAUGGUCUUGGAAUAAAAAGAAAAUGUAUUGUGGGGAAUGUGAAAGUAAUAAAAGUGAUAUUUUUGUAUGAAACGGUUUUGUGUGUCUUUCUUGUAACGGUUCAGUCUCCCCUUCUCUCUCUUGCUCUCUAAAUAAAGGAGGUUUAUAGGAGAUCUCUUGUCUGAUAUCUUUAGGAAGUUUAAAUAAGAUCACUCACUCUCU